This is a messenger RNA of Sclerotinia trifoliorum, 3468 nucleotides long. Lineage: Eukaryota; Fungi; Ascomycota; Leotiomycetes; Helotiales; Sclerotiniaceae. The record is from the annotation of a GenBank genome assembly.
ACAUGAUAUUACUCCUUGCCACUGCCCUGACGGCUCAUUAAUAGGUUUAUCCAUAUUAGAUAUAUUUCAAGUCAUAAAACAAUUCCCACAUCUAAUUCUCAUUUAUAGGAAACAAUGGUAAGGCUGAAGACUAACUUAACUGCCCACUGCCCUCCCUUCCAUACCUUAGUGAAACCUUGUAAACGCUCGGACAAUUUCCCAAGAUGACUUCUAAUGCAGCAGCAAGCCCCGGCACCUACAUCAUAAAUGUAAAGAGAGUCCAAGUCAACACAACAGCUUCCCUGUGGGACCAACAAGAGUUUCGAAAACUUGAUACACUCCUUUAAAUACUACAAUUUGCGGAAAGGGACUCAAUUCAAUAAGUUCUCAACAGAUGUUUGCUGGUUGCAUGUGGUCUUCCUGCUGUUGUCAUGGACAUCGGGGACAAUAAUGAAGAUAUUGGUGGAUUUGGGGAGGAAUGGGGAAAACCAAGGCCACUACCUGAUGAUUUACCUAAGUCGCUUGACGAUCGGAAACAUGUAUCUGCAGAGUAUGCACCUGAGACUGAGAUGUAUGAUGCAUGGCAAGGUAUGACAAUUCAAUACAAGGGGAGGAAAAUCUACCAACUAACAUAUUUAGGACAAUCGCAGUUUCUAACAACUCCGGUCCUGGCUAAACCACUUGAAUUCAAAAAUCUCUCACUCGAUCAUGACGAAUUCGGCGACGAUAUUACAAAGCAAAAGAUAGGGGAUAGCGAUAAUAGACUUAUGGAAAUGUUGGCCGCUCAAGCAGCACAUCGAGAUGGUUCGGCUAGUGAGGAUGAAGAUGCUGUGGCGAUGGAUGAGAAGCUUUCACUUGAAGAGAAAAAGGAUAUACUACAGAAGGCUCUAAAUAUGGCAGCUAGUAACGGAGAUGUUGGUCGCAUAGAGAGGAUCCUUCAUGGUAAAGCAAAAGACCUUGUAGAUCUGGAUGCGCCGGAUGAAGAAGGCACGGCGCCGAUAAUAUACGCAAGUUGUUUUGUGAGUCCUGGCUAAAGGCAACAUGUAUCAUGCACUUAUUAAUGAUUGCGCAGGGUCACGAAGCUGUGGUAACGGCACUCCUAGAUGCCGGUGCCGAUGUCGACAAACAAGAUAGAAAUCAAUGGAGCGCCUUGAUGUGGGCAAUGACAAAUCGGCACAAGGGAAUAGCGAAGGCACUUCUAGAUAGAGGAGCGUCCAGGGACGUUAAAUCAUCAACGGGACGAACGGCAUUUGACUUUAUUGCUCCAGAUAGCGAAAUUGCCGAUUAUCUCCAGGAUGGUGGGUAUCAUAUUGGAAAUGCUGGAGUUACCGAUGACUUUUACAAUCCUGGAUUCUCCCAGGAUCGAUUUGAGGAGGAAAUGGCAGAAAAUGAGAUGAGGCGCCGAAUGAUGAUGGAGAGUGCCAGAGAUCUAGAGGUUGACUUGGGUAAUAUGGGUAUCGAUGAUCAACCUGAAUCACCAGAGGAGUUGGAAGAAGAAGGUCAAGAUUUCGACUGGACCCGGUGUUUACAUGAUCAAAUGUUUGUGUUUCAGGAAAGUGAACUUGGUCGAAUUCUGGACAUCAUUAUCACCAAUAUGUCCCCCCAACGAUCACCAUCUCAGAAACCCGUACCAGCGAACAUGAUAUUUCUCAGUGCGAGAUAUGCUCAUUAUCAUGCAAGUCAUGAUCUUCUGGCCAAGCUUCUCAUCAGCGCGAUGGAUAAGAUUAAUGAUGUGGUUGAAACACAUCAAUGGGACAUGACAAUAUUAGCUUUCUGGAUUUCGAAUGCUACAUUGUUAUUACACUAUUUGAAAAAGGAUGCUGGAUUAUCCGAAUCAACAACAGAGUUUCAGCUUCAACUUGCGGAGUUGAUUAAUGAAAUUUUUAUCUUGAUUAUCCGGGAUGCUGAAAGGAGAAUGGACAAAGUUCUUGAUUCGGCAAUGUUAGAACAUGAAACUAUUCCAGGAUUUGAAGAUGUCACAUUUCAAAACGAAUGGAAGCUCUUUAAAAGAAAAACGACUGUUAAAGAAGUUCCCAUUGAAAAACGGUUUCGACCACCUUCGCCAAAGGCUAGAGCUAAACCAUCACCCCGCAAUGUUACGUCAUUAUUAUCCUCUACUCUCUUUGUGUUGGAUCUUUAUGACAUACAUUCUGUCAUUACUUCUCAAAUUUUGGCACAGCUUCUCUACUGGCUUGGUGCCGAACUUUUCAAUCGUAUCAUGUCUAAUCGAAAGUAUCUAGCAAGAACCAAAGCAAUGCAAAUACGUAUGAAUAUUUCUAGCCUUGAAGAAUGGGCACGAACGAACAAUCGACAACCUGAGCAUUAUGAGCAUGGUUCUAUGACUUCUAGUGGAGAAAUGACUAUAGAGGCAACCCGACGACAUCUUGCACCUUUAGUUCAACUAUUACAGUGGUUACAAUGCUUCUCAUCUUUGGGACAAGACGAUUUAGAAGCUUUAGUUGGAACAUUACAGCAACUCACGCGACUUACACCCCAGCAAUUAAUACAUUCGGUAAAACAUUAUCGAGCAGAAGUUGGAGAGAAAGGAUUACCCAAAAGUGCUAUGAAUUAUUUGGUCAACCUACAAGAAGAGCACCGGUUACGAAAAGAGCGUCAAAAGAGAAAUUCACAAGGUUUACGCAUGAGUGCACCAUCAACACCAGCUAGAAAGGGAAGCAAACCAUUACCUGAUACCCCUGAUUCGAAUGGUAGAGGUGGAAAACCGCAAUCCCUCGAUGAUGAACCUUUCGAGGAAGAUGAUGCACCGGAAAAUCUUCUCCUGGAUCCAGCUCUCAUGCUUCCUUUCUCUCUUCCUUCUAGCACAGAUAUGUUGAUAAGUUAUGGAGCUGGGUUCGGUGGGAUGAAUCGAGAGAGGGAAAGAAAAUAUAUUCCUACAGUCCCUCCAGAGUUCUUGGCAAAGCUGGAUCUUAGUGGUGGGAGAGCACACUCGACUUAUCAUGAGCGAGAUUGGGAGAAUGAGGAACUUUGAGUUGAGUGUGAUGCAUGUGGAUGGAUGGAUGGAUGGAUGGAUGUGACGUUGUGGGUUUACUUUUGAGUGUUUGCUGUAAGCCGUAUGAAGUAGUAGUGAGUGAGUGACGGUGAGAGUGAGAGUGAGAGUGAGUGACGGUGAGAGUGAGAGUGAGUGAGCGGAAUUGAAAGUAGAAGUGAGAAGUGAGAAGCAAAAUCAUGCAUUAUUUAUUGGUACCUAGGAAGCAUGGCGUGGCGUGGCGUUUAUAGGCGUUUCUUAAUCCUAAAGAUGGAUGAUGUUGCUGGAUGUUUUUUUUUAUCCCGUAUACAAUAUACAAUAUAAUAAUUCAAUACCUAUAAGUACCUACCGAUAUUUGACAUGUCGUAAAAUUAAAUACUAGGGACUGGGUACUAGGAUGAAGAUGAAGAGGGAUCAUGAUGUGACGUUUAAAAAAAAUCGGACUUGACGGGACGGAAAGCGCAAAAUAAGCUUUUUUCGGGAUGGAUGGGGGGGGUGUGUCA